Molecule: messenger RNA, 4429 nt
Organism: Carassius carassius (crucian carp)
Lineage: Eukaryota; Metazoa; Chordata; Actinopteri; Cypriniformes; Cyprinidae
Product: FYVE, RhoGEF and PH domain-containing protein 5-like
Exons: 15
Coding region: 698-4429 (1243 amino acids)
Cellular component (GO): cytoplasm
Molecular function (GO): guanyl-nucleotide exchange factor activity
Source: RefSeq, a predicted model, not a curated record
AGCCACAUUUAUAGGCUGUAAAUCUAAAUCAGAUGACAAUGUGGUGAUCCGACCCACCUUGAUUAGAAAUUUCGAGUAAUUUUUUAUUAUACUGUAUUGUAUUUUUUUCUGUGAGAGCAAGACAUUGUGUAAAAUAGCCUAUCCUCUAUUAGGGACACUGAAACAUACCGUCUCGUGACAGCAAAAGAGCAGCUGUUUGUGAAAGUGCUGUACGCCACUGAUGGUUAUUGGCUUUAGAUGUUUUUCUCUGAGGUUUCGGUCAUCGAUCCUUGUAUUCCCGUGAGGGAGACUCGCUGUACCUCCUCAGGAAGCGCGCGGAAAACACACAGUCUCCACGCUCAGACCGGAGCGCGAGCGCAUCUCUCUCAUUCCUUCAGGCGGGAAGCGCGCGGUCCAGAAGAGACCUGCUGCAACAGUCGCUAAUAAAAUUAAUAUUUUUUGGAAGCACUCCGUCGAAUAAGUGAUGAAGUGUUCACUGUUUACCUCUCAUGCUUUAUGACAAAUGCCAUUGGAGUAAGUUCACCUCUGGAUAUUACUGGUCAUACUGUUGCUUUGGCGGAAUAUCAAGGAAUAAUGUGGAAAUAUUUCAGAUGCCAUGGUGGAUGACAUCCGACAAUGAACGCCGAUUUUUAGAAGCAAUUCCAAACUUAUCAAUCAAAGACAAAGCCAUUUGACUAUAACUGUGUGUUCCACCCUGAUGUCAAAGCCUUGUCCCUCCACCCGAGGUCCUAAACCUCCUGUGGCACCCAAACCAAGGCAAGCCUCUGAGGUGAGCCAGAGCAUUGUGGGCAAUGGGUACUUGACAUCCUCUGAUAGACUGGAGCUGAACCAGGAUAAUGAAUCAGAAGUCAUACAGGAUGAAACAGAUGCAUCCAGAGAAAACUGUACGGAUGAUGACGUGGACUUAUCUGACAAAGAGUUUACUGUAAAUUAUGAGAGUAACCGUGACACAAGUUGUUAUAAGGAAAUAGAGGAAGAAUUACAAAUGGCAGAGGAUAAAACAGUGGGAGAGGAUGACGGUAAAGUUCAUCAAGCCACUGAAAUAAUGCAUUCAGCCUCUUCAGAUCUAUUGGAAGUGGUUGAUGAAAGUCUUGAUUCAGCAGAUGAGGACCACAGCAAAAACAUUCAUGAUACCAAACCAGCUGAGAAUGGAGAAGAAGCUUAUAAUGUACUUGAAGACACCUGUGCAUUUUCUGAGCAUGAGACACUCAUUAAAGAUCAGCCUGCAGUUGAAUCUCAAAGUCUGUAUGAGGAGAUUGAUGGCCCAUCAUCAGACGGUUUUUAUUGUGCCAAUGAUCAAUAUGAAGAGGACAAUAGAACAGGUGCAAAAUGUGUUCAUGAGGCACAAGAAGAUGAGACUGUUGAUCUUAAUUCAAAAUCUACAAACUGCAGUCAACCCUCACUAUGUGAGGAAUACCCUUAUGAUGUCAUUGGAACACUGGAUGACAACAGUACUUGGCAGGCUGAACGUGCUACCAAAGACCCAUCUGGACGUUUCAGGUUUGCAGAGACAGAGGAUGCAUUUGAGCCCUACUCUGUCAUAGAGGUUGUGCCAAGUGAUUUGACGUGUACCUCUGAUCCAGAAGCAAGAUGCACUGAUGAUGAGUCCAGCAAUGAGAAACCAAUAGACUCUGAGAUUGCAACAGAGGGAACGUCAAACCAAGAGCCUUACUAUGUAUCAUCGGACGAUGUAGAACAGGAGAAAUUAGCAAACUGUGAUUCCCAACCUGCUUCUGAGGGUCAAGAGAUGGAAAAAAAUGAAGAAGUGGAUGACUAUGCUGACAUCAAAGACAAUGAUGGUGACGAUCAGCAGGUGGAGUGUGUGUCGUCUGAAGAUUACGUCGAGAUAGGAGAUGAAGAUGAGCCAGUAAACAUGGAGAGGAAAACCAAGUGCAAAAGUAUAAGAGAACGAUCGGCUAGAAGGGGACAAGCUGAUUUGAGUCAGAGGAACAGCUGCCAGCCACGUCUCAGACUUUGCAACAUUACUGUUCCUGCUGACUUGGAUGUCGGCAGAACUCCAGAACUUACAAACCGUGUGGUUUUUGCCCACACCACAGAAGCAUUUGAAGAGGACAUCGAAGAACUGGACUGCCAUAUUGUGCCUUUCUUUGAGAACUCAGACACAGAAAGUGAUGAACACAUUUACGAGGAGGCUGGCUUCGACUCGGAGGGCGAGAAUUUUAUCGCACUGGACAGGAAGUGCGUUGUGACAAGAUCUCGCUCGCUCUCUGGGAAAGUACCUGGAUAUGUUCCUGAGACUGUACCAGAGGAGACGGGCACUGAGUACCAGUCUCACGACUACUACACUGUGGCCUUGGACCAGAAUGGAGUUCCACAUCCCAAGCUUUCAGAUGAAACAGAGGCAAACUGUGUAAUUCCCUCAUUGAAGCCAAGGCGCUUUCUUCUUUCUCCUCGUUCGCUUUCUGUUGAGGGCAGAAAUUUGCCAUUUUCAGGGCACUUUGAGGGUGAGAAAUCUCCAAGAGAGGAAUGCAGAUUGCAAAAAAAAGAUGACACACUUUCUUUGCCCUGUGUGAUUACUUCCUCUGGAAGCUUUUCUCAAAGAAGUCACCAGUCCUCCAGUGGUGUGUCAACACCUACAUCUCUAGUUGAUAUCCCACCACCCUUUGAGUUAGCUUACAUAACUAAGAGGCCUGUAACCAAAAGCUCUCCAUCACUUCUAAUCCAACACGAAUCUCCUGACAACCCCCAAAAGAAGAAGUCUUCAUUUAAACGUUUCUUGGCUUUAAAAUUUAAGAAAAAAUCAGAAAGCAAAGCAUGUGGAGAUGGCAGUGUCCGCUCCUCCAGGUCAUCAUCUGAAUCUAGCCACCAUGGGCCGAUUCGAGUGCUGGAGCUUGAUCGAAGGAGUACAAGUGGCUCCCCGCAGCUUCAGUCUCAUGUGGGAAAGCCACAACGUAAUUCAGAAAUACCUACCACUUUUCUGCUUUACAAAGAGAGGCAAAGAAGGCAAGGUGCACCCAAGAGUUAUAGCAACAGGGGUAUAGCCAGAGUGGAGUCUUUUGAGGACCGCUUUCGGCCCCCCUUCAUGCCCCUACCCCUCACUAAACCACGCUCCAUCUCCUUCCCAAGUGCAGAUACUUCUGAUUAUGAAAAUAUUCCUGCAAUAAACUCAGACUAUGAGAAUAUACAGAUUCCACAUGGACGACCCACUCGGGCAGUCACUAUUACAGAGUUUUUCGAUGACCACAAUCGGACAUCAGCACCUGCCAAUGAGAACGAUGGCUAUGUGGACAUGAAUAGCUUUGCAGGAAUAGAAAACAAGCCCACCACUCAAGAGCCAGACCCUGAAAGUGCCUACACUGAGCCAUUCCCUGUUUGUUCUGUGUCUGCCACUGUGUCCAAUGAAGAAGACCAUGGACACACAUCUGAGGAAGAGGACGGUUCUGGAGACCACUGUCAUGACCAACAGAUUGAUGGCCGAUCCAGAGCUUACUAUGUUGCCAAAGACCUGGUGGACUCAGAAAGAGAACACGUGAAGGCUUUGAGGAUUCUUCAGGAGGAUUUCAGAGCAGCAGUGGAGGCAGCAGGAGAUGAUGAGGAACCACUGUUAGAAAACGGGAAGCUGGACGAGAUCCUGAGCACUCUUCCUCAGGCCUACCACCUGCACAAUGAGAUCCUCAGUGAGCUGGAGACCCGCAUUAAACAGUGGGAGGACAGUCCAAGUGUGGUUGAUGUCAUAUUAACGCGCCAGGCUGAGUUGUCAUCCUUCGCAACCUACAUCUCAGAAUAUGACCGAAGCAUGUCACUGUUGGAGGAGAGCUGUAGACAGAGUAAAGCUUUCGAAGAUGUGGUGAAACAGUUUGAGACACAGAAUGCAGAAGGAGUUCAUGUUCCUCUGAAACACCAGCUGCUGCGGGUCAUUGUGCGUGUUCUUCAGUACCGCAUGAUCCUCACAGACUACUUAAACAACCUCUCUCCGGAUUCAAAAGAGUAUGAAGACACACAAGCUGCACUAGUAAUCGUGUCAGAGGUCGCAGACCAGGUUAAUGACAAUCUAAAACACGGGGAGAACCUGCUUCGUUUGGUCCACAUUGACUACAGCGUGAGAGGAAAAAGAGACCUUCUUCAACCAGGAAGGGUUUUUGUCAAGGAGGGCACUCUGAUGAAGGUCUCUCGGAAAAGCAGGCAGCCCAGACACCUCUUCCUGAUGAAUGACGUGAUGCUGUACACCUACCCUCAGCAGGAUGGUAAAUACAGGCUGAAAAACACACUGACUCUAAGUAGAAUGAAGGUCAGUAAACCUGUCAUAGACAAUGUGCUCCACACGCUCAGGAUAGAAGUCAGCGAUGUUACAAUCACUCUCUCAGCGAGUUCUUUAGGUGAAAGAGAGGACUGGUUCCACACGCUGAGCCGGGCUAUAGCGGAUCAUGCCGCAGGCCUCAAUACCUUCAGCUGCUCUAGUGAGGUGUGA